AUGUCUUCUUUCUGUGUCACCAAACAGAAGUUUUCUCCAAACGUUCUUUUCACUCAGAUGGCCAAUGGCACGGAAGUGACAGAAUUCCUCCUGCUAGGGUUCUUGGAGGUCCAGGAACUGCAGCUGGUCCACGCCACGCUGUUCCUCCUGAUCUACCUGGCGGCCCUGACGGGAAAUCUCUUCAUCGUCGCCGUCACCACCCUCGACCGGCACCUCCACACCCCCAUGUUCUUCUUUCUCAGGCACCUGUCUGUCCUCGACCUCUGCCUCAUCUCCGUCACUGGCCCUAAAUCUUUCUUCAAUUCAGUGACCAACAACAACGCCAUUUCUUUCCAGGGCUGCAUUCUGCAAGUGUUUUUCUUUGUUUCGGCCGUUGUCUCUGAGGUGGCCCUGCUCACAGUGAUGUCCUACGACCGCUACGCCGCCAUCUGCCACCCCUUGCUCUACGAGAUCAUCAUGAACAGAGGAGUUUGUGGGAAGAUGGCGGCCACCUCCUGGCUCAGCGGGGGCCUCUCCGGCCUCAUGCACACGGCCACCACCUUCUCUGAACCCUUCUCUGGGCCCAAUGUGAUCCACCAUUCCUUCACCAUCUGUUUCUCAUACAUAACCGUCUCGUACAUCCGCAUCUUCUCGGCCGUGCUGAAGAUGCCAUCGGCAGAGGGCCGAUCCAAAGCCUUCUCCACCUGCCUGCCCCAUCUCAUUGUCGUGACUUUCUUCAUCUCCACGGAAAACGGUUCCCUAACAGAAAAUGACCAUUUCUUCUGGAAGAGGCCAAUCAUCCGUUCUGAGAGCUGA
Messenger RNA from Ornithorhynchus anatinus (platypus), 795 nucleotides. Its product is annotated as olfactory receptor 14J1-like. The transcript is spliced from 3 exons. The coding region runs from base 1 to 795 and encodes 264 amino acids. The record is from RefSeq and is a predicted model, not a curated record. Gene Ontology annotation, biological process: G protein-coupled receptor signaling pathway. Gene Ontology annotation, cellular component: membrane. NCBI's taxonomy places the organism in Eukaryota, Metazoa, Chordata, Mammalia, Monotremata, Ornithorhynchidae. Gene Ontology annotation, molecular function: olfactory receptor activity; odorant binding; G protein-coupled receptor activity.